Jaculus jaculus (lesser Egyptian jerboa) is the source of this 2853-nucleotide messenger RNA. Its product is annotated as spermatogenesis-associated protein 31-like. The coding region runs from base 1 to 2853 and encodes 950 amino acids. Lineage: Eukaryota; Metazoa; Chordata; Mammalia; Rodentia; Dipodidae. The record is from RefSeq and is a predicted model, not a curated record. The transcript is spliced from 2 exons.
AUGCUCAGGCUGGUCGGCCGCCCGGCAGAUCCGAGAGCAGCGGCUGCUCGGCUCCUGCGCUGCUUCGGGCGGGAUCCGGGAGCCCUGCCCCGGCUCCACGCACGCGCCUCCCUCCAGGCGGCUCCGGCUCUCCGGUGCUCACUGGCUGCAGAGGAGCAGCCCCAGCCCGGCUCCAGCUGCGCGUGCGAGGACCGCCGUCCCCAUCCCCCGCUUCUCCGAGGCUGCGCACCUGCACCUGGCGGCCCGCGACACCCGCCCCUGGAGGAGGCAGGUGCCAAUGCGACUUGUGGAGACUGCCCUAAAAAGCUGAAAGAAAAAGAAAAAGAUGGAUCAUGUCUUGAACAAAUGAGUCCAGGAUACCACUUUAGUUCUUUAGAGAAUGCGUUUCAGUCCCCAAGUGCUGAGCAGGACACCACCACCCUGCCACCCUUCUGUAACAUGAAAGAAAAAACACAGCAGCUAAUGGGCACACAGGAACUCUCAGAUCCCAAGAUGCUGCAAGGAAGUCAGCAGAAAUAUGACCAGCUUUUCUGGGGUCUCCCUUCUCUGCAUAGUGAAUCCUUGGUAGCUGCUGCCUGGAUCUCGCACAGAGCUUCUCUUCUACUGUCUCCAUUCCUGAUGUUCAAUGGAAUCUCAAAUGUUCACCCGGUUCCAAGGCAAGAUAAAAUGGUUCCUCUGCUGUCCCAGGCCCAUGCCCUGUCCUAUGUGGAGUCCCACUCUUCAUCCUUAACCCUGUCCCUACCCCAAAUCCAGUGUCUACCUCUCAAUCAGGUCCAGGCUCAUCUUCAGUCCUCCUCCCCAGCAACACCAUCCUCUUCUUUACCCCACAUUAGGGACUGUGAAACAUCAUUCUUUCAGUCCCAGAAUAAGCCAAAGUCUUUCAUCUUCACUGAAAAUCCAUCUUCACAAAAUCCCUCCUUGAUGAAACAACAAGAAAGUGAGUCAGUUUUCCCCUCAAUGGUCAAAAGACCUCAAGUCUAUAAUGCCUUUACUCCCAACCCUUCCCAAGAGCAGGUGGUGUCAUCUAUCCUUCCUGACAAUCUCCCACUCAGCCCUGAGCUCCAAGAGAAACUGGAGAAACACCUUCAAACAUGGCCCAUUCAACAUCAUUGGGACCUACCCCACAAGAUCCAAGAACCCCUGGAAUGUAAGCAACUUCAGGAGGAAUUAACAAGGAUAUGUAAGGCCCACAACAAACCUGGCCCCUCACAAUCUACUGUGUAUACCAACGAAUGUAGGAAGGAUGCCCAAAAAGUGAAGUUCCAACUAGGGAAGGACUCAGACAAGAAUUUAGGACAGAUUCUAGGAUUAGCCAGGGGGUUGGAAAGAUCCCCAGUGAAGGCUCAGGGAACAACCACAGGUGAACUAGAAAGAAACCUGGCCAAGGACCUGAAGAGUAACUCAAGAAAUGGCUCCUUGAGAAACAUAGAUGGGAAUGAAGAAAACAUCCUGGAAGCCCAUUUGGACACAAAGUCAGGACAGAUUAACCAAGGUCUUCCCCCCUCGAGUCUGCGUCACUCAUGUCUUCUAUUUAAUGACUUUUCCAUGUCUGACACCAACAAGGAAAACAGACAUUUAGCAUCCUCAAAGAGCUCUGAAAACUCUGUGAGCACCUCCCAGAAUCUUGGCUUUCUCAAUCCAUACAUUCAGCAGGCCCUGGAAGCACACAUUGUAAAGUUUUGGGUGAGGCACUGGUGGUGCCUACCCCUCAAGGUUCUUAAACCCAUUAAUGUCCUUAAGUUAAAGAACACAAUAAUGGAUGAGUCUUCUUCCUCAUCAGGGAGUCUUACUGUCUUUUCUCCUUCAUGUCAGGACAUUGAGAGGCCCCUGAUGUGGAACCCAUCUGUUGAUGGCUACAGCCCUUCAAAGGCCCCUCCAACCAGAGAAGAAAACAGGCACCCUUCUGCAACUCUCACAUAUAACCUCAUGGGCAGAAUCUGCCAGAGCAGGCCUGUCCUAGAGACUGAGAGAGAGAAACAAGCAGCUUCUUUACUACCUAGAAGGUCUGGUGCCCAAUGUCCAAGGGCACCCUGCCUUAAAGCAGAAGUUGAUAGUCAAUUUGAAUCCCUAAUGGAGAUGAAGUUGGCAGACCAGUCUCAACUCUAUGCCAUGGAUGUGCUCUUUCCACACUGUUCCAUAGGCCUGCUCCAUGCUGCCAAUCAUUUGGCUUCACGGGGAUUAGGUCAGUUAGCUGGAGAGGACAGGAGAAACAGCCUAAGACAGCCAGAAUCCAGUGUCCCAAAGCAGCAGGACUCAGGAACUAUCCAAGACAAAGCACUUGCCCCUCUGCAUGAAGGUGACGACAGUAAGAGACAGAAGGUAGGAAAUCAGGAAGAAAGGGCUAAACAAUUGAAGAACUCCAAGUUCACCCAGGUCAAGGGACCAGAAAGUACCUUUGACAAUAAAUACCAUAAGCUCCCUCCAAAACACAAGCAGCGUCCUCUGGUAAACCCUUUCCAAAAUAUCAUGAGGUGCUUUCUUUGCUGGGUCUUACCCACAAAUGCAAUCAAAGUGCAGGGAGAGCCCCCUACAAAAAGUAAACCUCCAUCUGCCACUACCCAGAGCCAGAGAGGAGUGAGGAAGAAGCCACAUGUAGACAGCAGCGUGACAGAAGCUCAAAAGCUCAUGGCGACUGUUGGGGAGAUGCUAGAAAAGAAAAUGAUGCUUCACCAUAAACUUUUGGCCUCAAAGGCCAGUCAGCACAAAGAGGAUCCUCAAGCCCCAGUCUCUCAACCCCGUGACCACAGGCCUCCCUCCUACUUAGAGCAAAGGAGAAUACCCAGUCACGGAGCCACACCCUCACUCACAGGUAUUCCACCCCGGAAAGUCACUUUGGAGGCAAACAGUCCUUGA